GACUGGUGGCAGUCGUCUCAUGUGCCACACAUGUUUCCUCUAUAACCGCAUAAAUUCUGGACGCACUUCUAAGAUUAUUUUUCUGAGCGCAAUCAGUUUGUGUUUCUGGAGAGUCAAGGCGCAUAGAGAUAAUUUCAGUCUGCGUAGGAACAGGGCAUCCACCGGAAGAACACAACAGACAAACUGCAUUUGGGAUUCGGAAGCUGUAAACUAGCUAGAGUUCCUCUAAAGGUUGCAACAUCGGAAAAUGGCGAUCCAAAUUAAGCUGAUUGUGCUCUCCCUGGUGUGCCUCUGCUACGGCCAAGCAGCCAAGAUUCUUGUGCUCUUCCCACAUGCCAGCGAGAGUCAUUUUGCGGUGAUGCGCACUCUGGUCACGGAGCUGGCCAGCCGGGAGCACAAUGUUACGGUAUACACGGGACACGGUCUGGGAGAGCACUUGGAGAACGUGACGGAGACGAUUAUUCCCGAAUAUCCAUUUUGGUCGAACUUGCAAAAGCAUGCAGCACCAAAGGGAAACCUCGCCGAUCUGGGCAGAUUGUCUAUGGAAAGUCUUCGCAAGUCCCUGGCCGUCGUCGGAGCCAAUGCGUUGGACCACUUUCUUAGCCAAGAGCCGCUGCAGCAGCUCUUGAAGCAGUCCACAGUGGAGUUUGAUUUCGACGUGAUCGUUUUGGAUUACUUCUACACGGAGGCACUGCUGGCUCUGGGCCACUUCCACCAGAAGCCCAUCGUUGGCAUUGUAAGCACGGACUUUGGCAACUACAUGGAGGCAGUACAAGAGUCCAUGGUGCCGGCUGCAUGCUCCCCCAUUGACUUUGACCACUAUAUUCCCACGUUGGGAUUCUCGGCGAGAUUGGGAAACAUCCGAGAGUGCAUCUCGCGCAGAAAGCGGUUCGCAAAGGAUCACUUUGGGGCACAGGAACAGCUCAUUGCUAAGCACUUUAAAUUGAAAUCCACUGUCCCAGAGCUUCAGGCGAAUCAGCUUUCUCUGCUCCUGCUGAACAGCCACGUGCCCCUGAUGACGCCCCGUCCGAGUGUGCAGCAGAUUGUGCCCGCCGGUGGCCUGCACAUUCGAGGUCCGCGGGAGCUGCCAUGGAAUAUAAAGCGGUUUCUGGAGGAAGCCCGUGCCGGAGCCAUCUACUUGCAGUUGGGCAACGAACAGCCAUGUGGCGAGUUGCCCAAAUUGAAGCUCGAAGCGCUCUUGGCGUUUUUUGCUGCCCGUAAGGAAAGAUUCAUUUGGUCCUGCCACGAUGUGAAGACAUUGGAGGGUCUGCCCAAGAACGUGAUGAUCCAGCAUGCAGUGCCGCAGAUCGACAUCUUGGCACAUCCCCGGGUGAACGCCUUCAUUAUGAACGGUGAUCUGCUCAGCCUGCAGGAGGGAAUAGUUAGAAAUGUGCCGACUCUGGGGCUGCCCAUAUUCCAGAAUGAGCGCCAGAACAUGGACCUGGCAGUAAAGCUGGGUGUUGGUCUGAAACUGGAGCAAGAUAACGUUACCGCUGCUUCCCUGUAUUGGGCAGUAGACAGACUGCUGGAGGAGCCGCAGUACCAGGUUACGAUUCGGGAUGUUUCGCUGGAGUUUCGGGACAGACCGCUUGGUGCCCUGGCCAGCGCCAUGUUCUGGGUGAACUAUGUGGCACGGCACAAGGGGGGAGCUGCGAUCAGAACCCGAGGUGUCGGCAUAUCCUCGACUCAGCUGCACCUCUUCGACCUGUUUUUGUUCUACUUUGGAGUGGCGUCAUUUUUUGUUGGCCUGCUGGUGGCCCUGUGCUUUGUGGCCAUUUUCGUGUGGAAGAAGAAAAUCUCUAGCAAGAACACCAAAUUAAAUUAGUUUUAAGAAUGAAAUACAUUGCAUUGAAUUGUA
Drosophila guanche is the source of this 1858-nucleotide messenger RNA. RefSeq names its product UDP-glucuronosyltransferase (gene Ugt317A1). The transcript is spliced from 4 exons. Lineage: Eukaryota; Metazoa; Arthropoda; Insecta; Diptera; Drosophilidae. The coding region runs from base 248 to 1825 and encodes 525 amino acids. Gene Ontology annotation, molecular function: UDP-glycosyltransferase activity. The record is from RefSeq and is a predicted model, not a curated record.